Messenger RNA from Terrapene triunguis (Three-toed box turtle), 446 nucleotides. Its product is annotated as outer dense fiber protein 3-like. The transcript has 4 exons. The record is from RefSeq and is a predicted model, not a curated record. The annotation marks the transcript as partial. Gene Ontology annotation, cellular component: cytoskeleton. NCBI's taxonomy places the organism in Eukaryota, Metazoa, Chordata, Testudines, Emydidae.
GUCGAUAUUCUCCAGAGAAGGCAGGGAAAUGGGCCUAUCGCUCCGCGCCCAUCUACUCGCUCGCCUCGCGUACGAAGGAGUUUGCGAAUGACCAGACUCCAGGGCCUGCCGCCUACGGGCUCCCGCCAAUGAUUGGGCCCAAGGUCGUCAACAAGAGCUCAGCCCCAAACUAUUCCCUCCUGGGACGCAGCUUGGUCGGCAGUUUCUAUGAGGACCUGAGCAAGACGCCAGGGCCCUGUAACUAUCGUGUGGUGGAACCCAGCGUGUUCAAGACCCGGGCCCCCCAAUACAGCAUGCUUGCCCGCAACAUGCUUCCUGGGGACAACACGCAGAAACCAGGGCCUGGGGCACACAGCCCAGAGAAGUACGUCCAGCAGCGUGGCCAGACCUUUGGGAUCCGCCACUCCGACUACCUGGCGCCCCUCAUCGUGGACGUGGUGGAUUAA